This is a messenger RNA of Nycticebus coucang (slow loris), 4746 nucleotides long. RefSeq names its product sorting nexin 25 (gene SNX25). The record is from RefSeq and is a predicted model, not a curated record. Lineage: Eukaryota; Metazoa; Chordata; Mammalia; Primates; Lorisidae. Gene Ontology annotation, cellular component: intracellular membrane-bounded organelle; early endosome membrane. The coding region runs from base 1236 to 4238 and encodes 1000 amino acids. The transcript is spliced from 19 exons. Gene Ontology annotation, molecular function: phosphatidylinositol binding.
UGUAGUAAUUUAUUUUGGUGUCAUCACCUUGACUUGGUAAAGUCACAUCUAGUAGGAGACACUCAUCUCAUUUUUGACCUGCAUGGUUUAAGAGAAUGAAGCGCCCCACAAAUGCCAGUUAAUAAAAAGACAAAAGAUGCAUCCGCAGCUUUAUUGGAAUCAGCUGUAAUUGCCAGUGUUCAUGUAGCAUAUUGGCAUCUAUCUUCUCAGCAAGCAUUAUGUGGAUAUUACCCGCUGGUAGAAGAGGCUAUUUGCCUUUGAAUCCCUAUUUGGGACUCAAAACAUCAUUUGGACCACUUUCCUUUGCGUGGGUAAUAGCACUUGUACUGAAUAAUUGGCAAAUCAUCAUCAUCAUCAUACAGAAUCCAAGCCUAAGUAUGACAGCAGCUGCGUACACACCGGCACCAAGCUGACAUUUUGUCCUUUCCAUAACUACCCUGUUUCCCCGAAAAUAAGACAGUCUUAUUUUAAGGUGUGCUCUCAAAGAUGCGCUAGGUCUUAUUUUCAGCGGACGUUUUAUUUUCGGGGAAACAGGGUAGGAAACAACCGCAGGUUUCCUUACUCCUUCACGUGUGUCUGAUUCUCUACCUGAGGCGCACGGUGGGGAAUGGAAGAUUGUUAAAGAGAAGCUGUUCCAAGUGCGGAUCAGGAAUGGUUGUCUAUUUAACCUAAAGAGCAAGUGAAAGCACGUGUCUGUGGUGAGCGGAGAGCGAGAAUUAAGGGAUCACCUGAGCUCAAGUACUACAGAUGCUUCCGACACCUGCGGCAAAAUUUUCCAUUAACAGUCAGUCUCGGGCUAGCAGGAGAGCGCGGGAAGCGUCGGUCCCCCGCCGCCCGUGACGCCCCGCCCCUCGCCGUGGGUGGGCCCCGCCCAUCUGUCAGUCAGUCACCGCGACCGCUCUCCGCCCCCACCCGACCUACACCUCGGGGCCGCCCCCGCCUCGCGUCAGGCUUUGCCGGUUUCAGUCACAACACGGUCCGGGUACCUGGGCGUGCCCUGGUGGGCGCCGGGCCGCGGUGCCGGGGGAACGCUGAGAGCGGCCAGGCGGCGUCUUUUGGAGCCGUUCCUUCGCGGGCCGCCGGCUAGGGCAUGAGCGCGGGUUCCCUCUGUCUCCGGAGCGGCGGCGGCGGGAGCGGCGAGGGGAGGAAGCGCCGCGCGGAGGCCACCGUCCAGGACAAGGCCGGGGGGCUGCAGGGCAGGAGAUGUUCCUGUCCUUAGCGGCACAGGAAGCAGUAUGCACCCCGAUGCCACCCACAAUAGCGGCGCCGGCCUCAGCCCCGCGCCGGCCUCUGGCGUCGGCAGUCCUCCUGUCCCGGGCUCCGGACCCGAGCGGCGGCCGGAGUCCCCGGGGGACGCGGAGGCGGUGGCGCCGAGGGCCCCAGGAGGCUGGAGCUGGCUGGCGCCAGCGGCCGGGGCCGCUCUGGCCGCCGUGGCCCUCUCCUUGCUGGGGCCCGCCCGCUGGGAGUCAGUGGCCGGCGCGGGGCCAGGCACUGUCCUGCUCCGGCUCAGCCUGCACCUGAGCGGCGCGGCGGCCGCCUUCCUCUUGGGUACCCUGUUCGCCCUCGUCUGCCGGAGCCCGCGAGCCCCGCCGCCCGACUUCGCCACCGCCUGGAGCCGGCUGGCGGCGACCAUGGCCGCCCGCUGCCCGCUGGGGAGUCCCAUGUGUGGUAACUCACAUGAGUCAGCUCAGUCUAGAAGGGUAGUAAUUUCUUAUAAUAUGGAUAAAGCUCUGAAAGAAGUGUUCGACUACAGCUACAGAGAUUAUGUUCUGUCCUGGUAUGGAAACCUCAGCAGAGAUGAGGGACAACUUUAUCAUCUGCUCUUAGAAGACUUUUGGGAAAUUGCCAGAGAGUUGCAUCACAGACUGAGUCACGUGGAUGUGGUUAAAGUUGUCUGCAAUGAUGUUGUAAGGACUUUACUCACUCAUUUCUGUGACCUGAAAGCCGCUAAUGCCAGACAUGAAGAACAGCCGAGGCCUUUUCUGUUGCAUGCAUGCUUGAGGAACUCAGAUGAUGAAGUAAGAUUUCUACAAAUGUGUUCUCGGGUUCUGGUGUCUUGUCUCCUCCCCUCAAAGGAUGUCCAGUCUCUCAGCUUACGUGUCAUGCUUGCAGAAAUUCUCGCAACAAAAGUCUUGAAGCCAGUAGUGGAGUUCCUGAGUAAUCCAGAUUACAUUAACCAAAUGCUCCUUGCCCAGUUGGAAUACAGAGAACAGAUAAAUGAACAUCACAAGAGAGCCUACACGUAUGCGCCUUCUUACGAAGAGUUCAUCAAGCUCAUCAACAGCAACUCUGAUGUGGAGUUCUUGAAACAACUAAGGUAUCAAAUUGUAGUGGAAAUAAUCCAAGCAACUACAAUUAGCAGCUUUCCCCAACUGAAGAGGCACAAGGGUAAAGAGACUGCUGCAAUGAAAGCUGACCUCCUGAGGGCCAGGAAUAUGAAAAGGUACAUCAACCAGCUGACUGUGGCCAAGAAGCAGUGUGAGAAGAGAAUCAGAAUCCUGGGCGGCCCUGCCUAUGAGCAGCAAGAGGAGGGCACCUGGGAUGAGGGGGAAGGGCCUCAAAGUCAGAAGAUUCUUCAAUUUCAAGAUAUCUUGGCCAAUACUUUCUACAGAAAGCACUUUCGAAUGUACAUGGAAAGGAUGGACAAGACAGCUCUGAUUAGUUUUUGGGAGUCUGUGGAGCAUUUAAAGAGUGCUAACAAGAAUGAAAUUCCACAAUUAGUUGGUGAAAUUUAUCAGAAUUUCUUUGUAGAGAGCAAAGAAAUAUCUGUGGAAAAAUCGCUUUACAAAGAAAUUCAGCAGUGUCUUGUAGGAAAUAAAGGCAUUGAGGUGUUCUGCAAAAUCCAGGGAGAUGUUUACGAGACCCUAAAGGAUAGGUAUUACCCUUCAUUUAUUGUCAGUGACCUGUAUGAGAAAUUGAUGAUAAAAGAAGAAAAACAUGCCUCACAGUUGAUUCCCAACAAGGAUGAAAUGAGUCCUCGAGGUGAGGCUGGUGAGGAAGCUGUAGAGGGAGGUACCAGUCCGAUUAAUGAACAAGCCAGUUUCGCUGUAAACAAACUACGAGAACUAAAUGAGAAACUUGAAUAUAAAAGGCAAGCUCUAAAUUCUAUUCAAAAUGCACCAAAACCUGACAAGAAGAUUGUUUCCAAGUUGAAGGAUGAAAUAAUUCUAAUAGAGAAAGAGCGCGCAGACCUUCAGCUGCACAUGGCAAGGACGGAUUGGUGGUGUGAGAACCUCGGCCUGUGGAACGCUGCCAUCACCAACGGGGAGAUUAUAGAAGAGAAUGGUGAGCAGAUGCCAUGUUACUUUGUCAUGGUAAGCCUACAAGAAGUCAGAGGAGUUGAAACUAAGAACUGGACCGUCCCAAGAAGGCUCAGUGAGUUUCAGAAUUUACAUCGGAAACUUAGUGAGUGUGUCCCUUCUUUAAAAAAAGUCCAGUUGCCUUCUCUCAGCAAGCUGCCUUUCAAAUCUAUAGAUCAAAAGUUUAUGGAAAAGUCAAAGAAUCAGUUAAAUAAGUUCUUACAGAAUCUGCUUUCCGAUGAAAGACUCUGUCAGAGCGAAGCUCUUUAUGCCUUUUUGAGCCCUUCUCCUGACUACCUCAAGGUUAUUGAUGUGCAGGGGAAAAAAAACACCUUUUCAUUAUCAUCAUUUUUGGAAAGACUUCCUCGUGACUUCUUCUCCCACCAGGAGGAGGAGGUAGAGGAGGACAGUGACCUGUCAGAUUAUGGUGAUGACGUGGACGGAAGGAAGGACGCCUUGGCUGAACCGUGCUUCAUGUUGAUCGGGGAGAUUUUCGAGCUUCAUGGAAUGUUUAAAUGGGUGAGAAGAACAUUAAUUGCCCUUGUUCAGGUCACCUUUGGAAGAACCAUCAACAAACAAAUCCGAGACACAGUGAACUGGAUUUUCAGCGAGCAAAUGUUGGUUUACUACAUCAGUAUUUUCCGGGAUGCUUUUUGGCCAAAUGAGAAAAUGGCACCACUGACCACGAACAGAAGUAAAGAGCAAUGUCAGGAAACCAAACAGAGAGCACAGCAGAAGCUACUCGAAAACAUUCCAGAUAUGCUUCAGAGCCUUGUUGGACAGCAAAAUGCCCGCCAUGGUAUAAUAAAAAUAUUCAACGCACUGCAAGAAAGAAGAGCCAAUAAGCAUCUGUUAUAUGUGCUGAUGGAACUGCUGCUAAUUGAACUGUGUCCUGAGCUGAGAUCUCAUUUAGAUCAACUUAAAGCUGGUCAGGUUUGAAACUGCACAAAUAAACCACCAGAGAAAUGUCUGUAUAAUAUAGACAUGAAACAUUUCCUCUUUUUCACAGAGGGUUUGACUGGGAACCAUAUUGAUUUUUACUUAGUUACUUCUCUCUAGUUUUAUGUGAAAUAAGCAGAACUAGGGAAGAGUAGGAACUUGAUGCGAUAGUAGACAACAGGAGGGGGAAAAAACUUCUAUUGAUUUUUAUUUAAGUAAUAUAAAUACUUUAAAGCUCUACAUAUUGAUUGAAAUAUAAAUGUUAAUAUGUGAUAAGAGCCUAGGAAAUAUUUUAAAUAUUUAUAGAAAUAGCUUUGUUUUAAAAUGAAGAACUAUGAAUAUUGUACAGUUAAUUUCCUCACUGAGGAUUUUUGACAUUCCUAUACUAUUUCAUGUGUAUUAAAGAACAUUGUUGUGCAAAGCUUUGUGUAAAAUUGUGAAAACUUUGUCUUUAUUUUUACCAAAGAUUUUCCAUAGUUUGAGCAUUGAAAGCAAUAAAAUAUAAAAA